AUGAAUCAGCAAAUAUAUUUUCCUCAUGAUCUCAUAAGAAGAUUAAAGAAGCAGAAAAAUAUAGAAGCGUGCCUUUUGGGAUACAAAUAUGGCCCUAUUUACAUUAUAGUUCAAUUAGUGGAGUCCGACGUCGCCAAUCGAUUGAAGCAUUUACCACCAACAUUAAAAGACUUGUCAAUAAUUGGAAGCAUUAAUCAAAAUACUUACGAUUUGAAAUUUAAAUUCAGUGCUGAGUUUGAUGUUCCCACCAUAACCGAAGAUAGGACGUCUUUUAGUGUCGUAUUUUUUGAACCUCCUAACUUCAAGAAUUUAGAAUAUUUUUCUAUUGAUCCUAUUCUUCUACAAUCUACAUCCAUCAAAGAGCAUAAUCUGAAUAGACAAGAGGAUCACUUUAGAUUGCUUGAGAAAUCAGCAGAAUUAAAGUAUGAGGCUGACGCAAUAUCGGAUGGCAUGAUCCUAGAGAGAAUUAAUAAGGUGCUUAGAUUAAGAAUUUCUCUUGCUGAAAUAUUGCAAAGGACGGAUUCCGUUGAUGAUCGAACGCGUAAUGGAUGGGUCUAUAAAAUAAAGCAUUUUUUCCUAGCAUUAGUCGUCAGAAUCACAACAACCAUUCAAUAUGUAUGCAUUUGGCUCAUUUACUUAAUAAACUAUAAAGUAUUUCACGUCAGUCUUGUUGACUACUCACAAGUAUUCAAACAAUUGGAUUUAAGGUUGAAGCAAAUAAACUAUUUCCCAAUUCAGUUUCUUUGUUACUAUGAUAAGAGUAUUCUUUACGAGGACUCGAUUCUUUUGGUCAAGUUGCAGCUACCGAUUUUCAACUCAAAUUUGAAUAUUAAUAAUUCUAACUAUAUCAACCUUUACAAUUCGAUCUGGCUUAUUGUAAAUGAUGUUCUUCUAGGCUGGACAAUGUAUAAGUUUGUCACUGCAAAUAUUGAUUUUACAUAUAAGUUUUUGCAUCAAUAUUUGAUAAAAAAUAUUUUAUUCGAUGUCUUAUUCAGACUUAUUUCGUGGGUAUCAUUUCAUCAUCCAGCGGGGUUUAAAUUAAACAGCGAGCUAGGUACUUUCAUCGGGGAUUUGUUUUUAUGGACCUUAAAAUUUUGGAAGAUUCUUUUUAGUGACUUCAUUGAGGAAACAUUGUCAUCAAAUAUGAGAUUCUACGUAUUAUCCUUUGCCAAGGGUAUGAUGAAAGUUCUUUGUACUUGUGGAAUUACCUUUGUGUUUGCAUUUUCAGUUGACGUGAUUCAGGUUUUGACGUUUCACUUAUACUGUUUUUACUAUACUUCCUCCAGGAUCUAUCAGAAACAAAUAUCUAUCAUUAAAUCGCUUUUCCAAUUGUUUAGAGGCAAAAAAUACAACGUGUUGCGAAAUAGGAUAGACAACAUGAACAAUUAUCUGAGUCAGGGAGAUAUAUUUGAAAUUGAUCAAUUGCUCCUAGGAACUUUGAUGUUUAUGAUCCUCAUCUUCUUGCUUCCCACUGUCUUUGCAUUUUACUUGAUGUUUUUUCUAUCAAGGCUCCUUGUUUUAGGAGUUUUAAACCUCAUUGAAAACCUCAUGAUAAUCAUUAACUUCACUCCCUUGUUCGUUUUAUUACUAAAGUUUAAAAAUUCAAAUAGACUUCAAGGUGGGAUUACAUUCACAUACGUGAGGUCGAUUGCAAGCACUGAUUACUUGAAACUAUCAAACAAAUCUUUGAGCUACAAAGAGAUAUUCCAGAACUUUAUCAAAUUACCAACAACGUCGAAAAGCUUUAGAUAUGACCUUUUCCUGUGCUUUGUUAGGGGCGAAGUUGUAUUUAUGAAACGAAAUCAUGAUUUGAAAUUUCAGUAUUUAAUGCUACCAAAGCAUUACGAAAGAACUACAGAUAUUUGGAAAUACUUCCAAUUGUAG
Molecule: messenger RNA, 1884 nt
Organism: Priceomyces carsonii
Lineage: Eukaryota; Fungi; Ascomycota; Pichiomycetes; Serinales; Debaryomycetaceae
Gene: GPI1
Product: phosphatidylinositol N-acetylglucosaminyltransferase
Exons: 1
Coding region: 1-1884 (627 amino acids)
Biological process (GO): GPI anchor biosynthetic process
Cellular component (GO): endoplasmic reticulum; membrane
Source: RefSeq, a predicted model, not a curated record